This is a messenger RNA of Cooperia oncophora, 720 nucleotides long. The record is from the annotation of a GenBank genome assembly. Lineage: Eukaryota; Metazoa; Nematoda; Chromadorea; Rhabditida; Trichostrongylidae.
AUGUUGCACAGCCGGUUGUGCAGCGUUGUGUGGUAUGCGAUUCUGCUGUCUCCUACUGGUCCUUGCAAAGCGACAAGCUUUUACGUCGAUUAUAUGGUUGCUGUGCCAGUCAAUCCGGCGACGCUGAAGGAGCAGUGGGCAAUGAAUAUCUGCCGAUAUCUGGCGAAUCCAAUUGCACAGGAUAUCCUGAACGGAUUUCGUUUAUGCCAUCAACCUCGACUCUGUCUGCGACAUUUCAAUCCUCGAACGGUGACGAUGAGCCCAACUGGUGCGUUGGUGAGGUCUCCUUCAUGCGGAAACGAUAUGCCUAUUCUGGAUUUUGCGCAGUAUGCUGCUUUGAAUGCAGAGUUUAACCAAGCCCUCAGCAAACUACUUGAUGGUAUGGAGAAGUGCCAGAACUCGAACACCAUUGCAAUGAUGCUGAAGAUCGUUCAAGACCUUGUCAAAUGCAGUGAUGAGAGAUGCGGACGACCGCUGAACUCCAGCAGCGAUGUACGAUUGCAUCGCUUCCACCAGUUACAAAGCAAAUUCGUGUGCAUGGAGUGCUUUAGCACAACUGAAACCAUUCGCACGGAGCAGGAGAUGAUUGAGCAUUUCGCUCUGAAGCAUAGUCAAAGAAACCGCGAAGAGAUGCGGACGACCGCUGAACUCCAGCAGCGAUGUACGAUUGCAUCGCUUCCACCAGUUACAAAGCAAAUUCGUGUGCAUGGAGUGCUUUAG